AUGUUCCGCAAGCUCGCAGUCUGCACGGCCGUGCUGGUGGCCGUACUCUCCAACGAAGCGCUGGCCCUGAAGCAGGGCGGCUCCUUCACGCCGGCCACGGGCGGCCAGCAGGACGACUCGUACACCACCACGACGGCGACCAAGGGCCCCGUGGUCACGCAGGCGCCUGCGGCCACCCCCGCCGCGACGAACCCCACGGCCGAGGAGGGCUCGCACGACUCGAUCCCUGCCACUAAGGGCCCCGUCGUGACGCCGGCCCCGACCACGCCUGAGAUCGAGCAGGAGGUGACGCCCGCUCCAACCACGCCUACGGCCGAGGAGGGCUCGAGCUCGACGUACACGCCUACGGCCACUAAGGGCCCCGUGGUGACGCCUGCCCCCACGACGCCUACCGCUGAGGAGGGCUCGCACGAGACGCCGGCCCCGACCACGCCUGAGAUUGAGCAGGAGGUGACGCCCGCUCCGACCACGCCUACGGCCGAGGAGGGCUCGGGCUCGACGUACACCCCGUCGGCCACCAAGGGCCCCGUGGUAACGCCGGCCCCGACCACGCCUACCGCUGAGGAGGGCUCUAGCUCGUCGUACACCCCUUCGGUCCCGGUCACCGAGGCUCCUGUCUCGACACCGGCUGCCACGACCCCCACCGUCGAGCAGGGCGACCACACAUCUGACUGCAACCCCAACUUCCCCUCGGAGGAGACGAACGCACCCGCCGCCACCACUUCGACGCCCGAAGCGACUCCGGCUGCUACCACGUCGACCGACGUGGAAACCUCCGCUUCGAAGGAGAGCUCGGCCUCGAUGUCGCAGGAGACCCCUGCCAUCACCCCCGCUGCUACCACCCCUACGGAUGAGGAGGGCUCUGCUUCGAAGACUAACUCCGCCUCGAAGGCGACGGAGGCCCCUGCUCCCACCCCCGCUCCCACUACGUCGACGGACGUCGAGAGCUCUUCGUCCAAGGGCGAGUCCUCCUCGACCAAGCAGUCCUCGGGCAGCGACAACAUUGACCAGACCGCCCAGCAGGCCAACACCAAGUCGGGCGACAGCAACACCGGCGGCGGCCUCUCUACCUCGGUCGGCGUGAUCGCCGUGGCCGCCGUUGUGGCCGUGGCCGCGGUCGGUGUCGCUGCCUCGCACAUCAAGAAGUCCCGCGAGGCCGACGCCGCUCUGUCGACCCCUGGCGACAACGACAACAACAUCCACAUUGAGAUCAAGCGCACGCCCGCGGGCGGCAGCACGAUCCUGUAA
Molecule: messenger RNA, 1248 nt
Organism: Phytophthora sojae
Lineage: Eukaryota; Oomycota; Peronosporomycetes; Peronosporales; Peronosporaceae
Exons: 1
Coding region: 1-1248 (415 amino acids)
Source: RefSeq, a predicted model, not a curated record